ACUGUCUAAUGAAAGAGCGAUUACAAAUCGUAACUGACUUAUCAAAGAGAAAGAGGCUUCGUCUUCGUCUCUCAGAGAGAGUUUUUAGUUGAGUUGGGUCGCCUCCCUUUCUUCGCUGGCGAUUAUUCCUACGCACACUUUCCUCGUUAACUCCGCCUUCUCUUCCCUUACUCUUUAUACCUUUCCCUUUCCCUACCUUUCUCUUCCCCAAACUUCUCUCAUUUUCAUUUCCACACACCUCAAAUGGCAACAGCUUUCUCUGCUGCCAACUUCACCUCCCAUCUUUUCGACCUCAAUGGAUCUUCUGACAGGCGUCUCUUUGAUCCUCUCAAACCUCCACCUACCACCUCUUUCUUCGGAUCUACCCGCAAACUUCGAUUCGAUUCUCGUGCCGCAUCGAAUCGACUGGACGCCCGCCGUCGAUCUGCUGUCGUUGCCGUUUCCGACGUCGUUAAGGAGAAGAAGCUCAAGCAGAGCUCGAAUCUGUUGAUCACCAAAGAGGAAGGCUUGGAGUUGUACGAAGAUAUGGUUCUGGGAAGAGCAUUUGAGGACAUGUGUGCCCAAAUGUAUUAUAGAGGAAAGAUGUUCGGAUUUGUUCACCUGUAUAACGGACAGGAGGCUGUGUCAACUGGAUUUAUCAAGCUCUUGAAGAAGGAGGAUUACGUUGUGAGCACAUACCGUGAUCACGUGCAUGCCCUGAGUAAAGGUGUCCCAGCACGUGCUGUGAUGAGUGAGCUCUUUGGCAAGACCACUGGUUGCUGUCGAGGACAAGGUGGAUCCAUGCACAUGUUCUCGAAAGAGCAUAACGUGCUUGGUGGAUUUGCAUUUAUUGGUGAAGGCAUUCCUGUGGCAACUGGUGCAGCCUUUACUAGUAAGUAUAGGAGGGAAGUAUUGAACGAGGCAGAUUGUGAUCAUGUAACUCUAGCAUUUUUUGGAGAUGGUACAUGUAACAAUGGCCAAUUCUUUGAGUGUUUGAACAUGGCACAGCUGUGGAAGUUGCCAAUUGUGUUUGUUGUGGAGAAUAAUUUGUGGGCAAUUGGGAUGUCCCAUUUGAGGGCAACUUCAGAUCCUGAAAUUUGGAAGAAAGGGCCUGCAUUUGGGAUGCCAGGAGUUCACGUUGAUGGUAUGGACGUUUUGAAGGUGAGGGAGGUUGCCAAGGAAGCAAUUGAAAGGGCUAGGAGAGGAGAAGGUCCUACAUUGGUGGAGUGUGAAACAUACCGGUUCAGAGGACACUCUUUGGCUGAUCCAGAUGAGCUCCGUGAUCCUGCUGAGAAGGCCCGGUAUGCUGCCAGAGAUCCCAUCACAGCUUUGAAGAAAUACAUGACUGAGAACAAACUAGCCAGUGAAGCAGAGUUGAAGGCCAUAGAAAAGAAAAUUGACGAGGUUGUUGAAGAUGCUGUUGAAUUUGCCGAUGAGAGCCCUCACCCAGCCCGCAGUCAGCUCCUUGAGAAUGUGUUUGCAGAUCCUAAAGGUUUUGGAAUUGGACCUGAUGGGCGGUACAGAUGUGAGGAUCCCAAAUUUACUGAAGGCACUGCGCAUGUGUAACCAUGUCGGUGGGACUCCCAGCAGUAUAACUCAAGGUGCUAUUUUGGUUGAUGGUUGCAUGGUUUUAUGUUUAGUUACUGCUAGCAUUCACGUAUCACUUGUUAGUUUAAGGUUAGUGUUUGUGUAAGCAGAAUAUGUUCUUUAAUUUAAAUUUUGAGUUUUUGUUCCCGUUAACUUUAUAUGGGUCUGUGGAGGAAGUGAAUUAAAUUCGAUAAAAUGAGCCUCAUUCUCCAGUAAAACUGUAGCAGGGGCAAAAAGAUAAGUGCCAUAAAUUAGCAACUAUCCUUUUCUCUGUCAAAGCUGCUACCAUGUUCCAUAAUAUGUUAAUAAACAACCAUAGACUUUAUGGCAGGUUUUGUGCUAAA
Molecule: messenger RNA, 1910 nt
Organism: Carica papaya (papaya)
Lineage: Eukaryota; Viridiplantae; Streptophyta; Magnoliopsida; Brassicales; Caricaceae
Product: pyruvate dehydrogenase E1 alpha
Biological process (GO): pyruvate decarboxylation to acetyl-CoA
Cellular component (GO): intracellular membrane-bounded organelle
Molecular function (GO): pyruvate dehydrogenase (acetyl-transferring) activity
Source: RefSeq, a predicted model, not a curated record